Molecule: messenger RNA, 1579 nt
Organism: Cuscuta campestris
Lineage: Eukaryota; Viridiplantae; Streptophyta; Magnoliopsida; Solanales; Convolvulaceae
Source: the annotation of a GenBank genome assembly
CUCUAAAAGGCACAAUGGCUACUUCAAAAUCCCCUUUUGCCUCAGAAAAAGAGCAGUUAUAUGUGAUGGCCGAGAGAGAGAUGGAGUACAGGGUAGAGUUGUUCAACAAGCUGACCCAUACAUGUUUCAAAAAGUGCGUGGAGAACAAAUACAAAGAAUCUGAGUUGAACAUGGGUGAAAAUAGUUGUAUUGACCGAUGUGUUUCCAAAUACUGGCAGGUGAACAGUCUGGUAGGAGGACUUCUGGGUGGUGGUCGGCCUAUGUAAUUGUUGAUUUUACAAAAACAUGUUCUCAUGAUCUCUUUCACGGAUGAUGAAAGAAAGAGGACAAGAUUCAACAAAUAUGGAGGCACCGGAACCAGGGCGGAAUGGCUCUGUUAAGAAUCUCCAUUGCCGAUCCAAAUCAGAGGGAAGUUUAUCCUCGGAUCUACCCCCCGAGCAAAGACAAUUGUUCCAAGAGCUGAAUGUGGAUGAUACACUUGUGAAUGAUACGCAGGGUUCAUCUGUCAAAAAGAGGAAAUUGUAUCUUGAGCUGAAUGUGGCUGCACAAGAGUGGACUGUUUUGAGGUUGUUGAUUCCCACGAACGAUGAUGAUGCCAUUAAUAGUUUCAAGUGCCAGAUUCGUCAACUUGAAACUCAUUAUGAGAAGAAAAAUGUUGAAGUUGAUUUUUAUUCUGCAACUACUGGAGUUGGAGUUGUUAUGGUAUCAGCGAAAAGGGACUCUAGACACGCUGUUACUCAUGUUGUUAAUGCUUUUGAUGAGGUUCACCGAUAUUUUUUGCACACCAUGUCUAAUGAGAACUGCUUAACAAGACUACUUGUACCAGCUUCACAUGCAAAAAAGUUGAUUAUUCUCUACACAAUCAAGUCCGAUAAUCCGUGUCAACUUACUAUGUAUCUAACAGAUAACAUAUCAGUUUUUUUCCCUGGUGAUGUGAUCAUUGACGUGGAAGGAAACCGUAAGCAUGUGCAUGCGAGAAUUGAAUCGAUUGUUCCUUAUCUAGUAGAGUUUGCAGUUGAUGAGAGCAUGAUGUCAGAGUUUAAAGCUGGAAAUGGCAUUCGUCCAUCAUAUCCUAAAAUAUACACACCUGGAAAAGCACCCUCAUGCGUGAAAGCUCAAAGAGACUCUAUGGUUCAUGAGUCCACAGAAAUUCCUUUGUCGUAUAUUGAUUAUCUUAUUGGUGAAGAUGGUACAAAUAUUAAAAUGAUAUGGAAAUCAAGUCCGACGGCAUCUGUUUCCUUGAACCCGUUUACACUUAAAGAGGUGAUUAUUUCUAUAGAGGGUGAAGGUGAUUUGGAAGUUGAGGAUGCUCAGAAUGCAAUAGAGGUACAAUUGUGGAACGCGUUAUCUAUUGAACUCUAGAAUGAGAGAGGAGGCUAGUUGAUAAACAAUUUUAUUUAUUUAUUUGCAGGAUUUAAUUCCAGAUGAUAAAAAGAUAAACGGAAGGCGUGUUUUUGAGUCUACGAUGGAAAUGGAGGUAGGGUGUCAUAUGAGUUAUGAGUGUGCUUCCCCUACCCUUUCAGAGGGAGGGUGUAGUAUGGAUUUUGAUAUCCUUGAAGCAUAAAUUGAUUAUACCUGG